UAUUGAUAAUCUUUGAUUUAUAACUUUUUAAAAUAGUUGACUACUUGUUAAUCAAGCCUGAAGAAAAAAUAUUAAAAUCUGAAGCAUUAUUUAGUUAUAGAAUAGAAAUAUCUAGUUUACCAAAAGAAUGGAUGACUAGAUUUAUAUCAAACAGAAAAAUCAUAAAUAAAUAUUUGCAUAUAAUGAAUCCUAGUAUUCACAAGCUUUUAGCUAUAUGGUAUCAAGCAUUUACAUUUUGUAUGAUUGAUAUAAAUCUCUUGAAGAAACAAGAUGAUGUCAUUGAUAUACAAACCUUCGUGUUGAAGAUUUCUGAACAACUUAAGAAUUCAAAUGCAUUAUUAUUGGAAAGAUGGUAUUCAGCUGUUACAGAAGUAAUUUCAAAAGGAAUUAAAAAGAAAUUAGUUCCACAAUUAGAUUCUAAUCAAUAUUCACACUUUUUUAAUUGUUUGGCAAUUUUAAUGUCAACGGAACUAAGAGAAUAUUGUUUACAAUCAGUAGAAACAUUUGUGCAUUUCAUAUGCAAUGAGGUACGAAUAUAG
Messenger RNA from Centruroides sculpturatus (bark scorpion), 539 nucleotides. RefSeq lists its product as uncharacterized. Lineage: Eukaryota; Metazoa; Arthropoda; Arachnida; Scorpiones; Buthidae. The transcript is spliced from 2 exons. The record is from RefSeq and is a predicted model, not a curated record. Bases 132 to 539 code for a protein of 135 amino acids.